Messenger RNA from Aplysia californica (California sea hare), 1974 nucleotides. RefSeq names its product peflin. Gene Ontology annotation, molecular function: calcium ion binding. The transcript is spliced from 5 exons. Bases 144 to 845 code for a protein of 233 amino acids. NCBI's taxonomy places the organism in Eukaryota, Metazoa, Mollusca, Gastropoda, Aplysiida, Aplysiidae. The record is from RefSeq and is a predicted model, not a curated record. Gene Ontology annotation, biological process: COPII vesicle coat assembly.
AUCCUGUUGAAGAACUUCCGUAUUUCGCAACAAGACCGUGAAAGCUGUUGAUCAUCUCUAAUAAAUAAGUUUGAUCAUCUCUUCUUUUUGUCGCUGUACCUGGUUUUUGUAAUUCCAAGGUUGCUGCUCCAAAAAAUAACAUCAUGGCAUAUUAUGGACAGCCACAGCCUGGGUAUGGAGCCCCACCUCCUGGUGCCCCGGGCAUGCCGCCUUACGGAGGUGCCCCGGGACCUUAUGGUGCACCCGCAGGCCCUUAUGGUGCACCCCCAGGACCCCCUGCUGGCUUCGCUGGCCCAGGACAACCGUUUCAACCAGGGUACGGUCAGCAACCAGCGGUUGACCCCCAGGUGCAGCAGUGGUUUAUGUCGGUGGACGGUGACCGCUCAGGCAGAAUCACGGCCGACGAGCUCCAGAGGGCGCUGGUCAACACCAACUGGACGCAGUUCAACCAGGAGACGUGCAGGCUCAUGAUUGGCAUGUUUGACAAAGACUUCAGCGGCACCAUCGACCUGUACGAGUUCCAGGCGCUGUGGCACUACAUCCAGCAGUGGAGGCAGACCUUUGACCGCUUCGACACCAACAAGUCCGGCUCCAUCGAGGGUCACGAGUUGCAACAAGCCUACCAGACCAUGGGCUACAAUGUGUCGCCGCAGUUUGUCCAGACGGUGGUGGUCAAGUUUGACCACUACGGACGUCGCACGCUGACCCUGGACAACUUCAUUCAGUCGUGCGUGAUGCUCAAGUCCUUGACGGACGCGUUCCGCCAGCGCGACACUGCCAUGACGGGAAGCGUGCGGAUGGGUUACGAAGAUUUCAUGACCAUGGCUGUUUUGUACAAACCCUAGUAGAAUAAUUGCCGGGAAGGGAGUCCGUUGGCUUUUUAUUUUCUUUCUUGUCUUAUGCUGUCAUGUUCUGUGAUGAGUUGGGCAGGGGGGUAAGAGGCCAACUGCCUUUUUUUGUUAUACGCAUACGUCCCUUAAUGCUUCACCUUUAUUCUUUUUUUGCUUUGUUAUUCUGUUUGGUCGUGGGUAGUGGCCGUCUAGUGUCCUGUCUCUGUAGUGUUAUUGUCUGUUGUUUGCUUCAGGGGGGGGGGAAAUCUGCUGUUUUCUGUCGGGUCCAUUUCCUGAUAUUAUCUAUGUAUGGAAUGACUGGGUGUGUGGUGGGUUUUUUUAGGUGGUAUGUGGGGGGGGGGGGUUAUUUCUCGUUGAAAAUGUCUGCUUUUGUCUGUCCUGUCCCUUUCUUGAUAUUAUUAUUAUUAUUAUCUACUAUUACGAAAUGGCAGGUCUGCCAUAAUACUACGUGUAUCAUAGUUCAUAUUCUAUUAAUUGUUGAUUGCACCUUUAAUAAAGCCUUCAAUAAGUCUGAUGUGCACCAGUUUUUCCUUUUAGAAAUUUCAAACUAACUAAGCUGAAGGGACCCUGCUCACAUUUUAAAAUUUCGUUUUUUUUCCUGAAAAUCAGGACUUGUACUACUAGUCUGUUAUUCUGGUUAUAAUCACUAUGAUAGUUUUCGGAGCAAUUUAGUGUGCUUAAGAGCUAACAUUUUGUGUUCCGUUUUGCUUUAACGUUAACAAAAACUUGAUCUUAAUUCUCAAAUUACAUGAAUCUAAUCAUCGUCAUAGAAUUGUUGGCAUUUUCAGCUGGUUGUGUUUCUUGCAACAGUUUUUUUUUUCUUUCUUUCACUCUCAAACGGCCAGCCCAACACAAAGUUUACUUAUGCAUAUUAUAUAUAAUAUAGAUGUAUAUAUACAUAUAUAUACGAGGGACUUCCACGGAGUUUACACUACUCAUUUUUUGCUACCUUUUUUAAUCACGUGUUGUAUGACUAUCAUUUUCAAUGUUCCAUGUUUGGUAGAUGAGUUAAAUGUUGAAUGCAGUUUAUCCUAUUGGUGUUAAAUAUAAUAUUAUCCUUCAUAAUUUUUGCAUAUAAAGAUGUGUUUAAAGAUUAAAGAAUGAGAUGAAAUAAUCUUGUGAA